Molecule: messenger RNA, 1987 nt
Organism: Oncorhynchus mykiss (rainbow trout)
Lineage: Eukaryota; Metazoa; Chordata; Actinopteri; Salmoniformes; Salmonidae
Product: tissue factor pathway inhibitor
Biological process (GO): negative regulation of peptidase activity
Cellular component (GO): extracellular region
Molecular function (GO): serine-type endopeptidase inhibitor activity
Source: RefSeq, a predicted model, not a curated record
AAUAGUCUAUUAUCAACCGGAAGUGCAUGGGUGAACUGCUACUACCGUCAGUCUCUUGAAGAAAAGUUCAUUAAGUUUUCACACCACAACUUUACUGUAGUCUACUCUCCGAACGCUGAUAUGGCUGCAAUGAGUAGCUGGUUGAUUUCAUGCAUUGUUUUAGUUCAUUUCGCUUAUUUGGGAUCUUGUGAUUCGGGCUCUGAAAUAGCAGAUGGAGCCCAGCCCGAGCUCUUCAUUUUCCACGAGUUGUGUGCCCUAAAGAAGGAUGAAGGGCCCUGCAAGGUGUUAAAGGAGCGCUUCUAUUUCGAAAUUGACACGGGCCACUGCGAGUCCUUUGAGUUCGGUGGCUGCAGAGGCAACGCCAACAAUUUUGAGACCUUGGAAGCUUGUGAGGGAAUGUGCCUGGUGUCUGCUGACAAGAGUCCCUGUCACCUGGAUGAGGCUCCGGGGCCAUGCCGAGGUCUGGUGACGCGCUACUUCUUUGACAGCCAGAGCCAGGAGUGCAAGCACUUCUACUACGGAGGCUGCUUCGGCAACGCCAAUAACUUCAAGAGUAUGAAAGAGUGCCGGGCCAGGUGCCAGAACCCAGAUGAGUUUGCUUUAAGCGCCUCCCACAUGCAGCAGAAUCAUCAACACCAGGCCGCAGACUUCAGUCCUCCAGAGUUCUGUCUCAGUACCAAUGACAAGGGCACGAUGUGUGACAGAGAGGAGAGGAGAACGGGAAGGAGAUAUGCGUACAACCCCAAGACAAAGAGAUGUCAUUGGUUGCGUAACAGGGGCUGUGGGGGCAACAAGAACAACUUUGUCCUCAAGAGACACUGCAUGAAGAUGUGUAUGAGGCCGAAUCCCACUCACAAAAGGAAGACCAUCAGGAUAAAGAAGAACACCAACAUCUUAUUUCAAACUGUCUAAAUCAAGGCCUUGUAUUAAAUCAUUCUUACACUACUUUUUAAUUACACUUUCUUUUUUUAUUCUUAUUUGACUGUGGUAUUAUGUUGUCGUCUUACAGCAAUUGUAUAAAAGGCUUGUUUUGGCCUAUUAUGUAAUUUUGUUAUUUUAACCUUUUAGCUCUUUGUAAGAGGAGUGGUUUUGUAAUAUCAAAAUUGUAGACAUUUUUUCCCUUGUCACAUCCUAAAAAACGGUAUAUCAUUGUAAUUUUUUUCCUGAGGACACCAGACAAGUUUUGUUUUUAUUGACAAAUGAUUAACAUUAAGGAACCCAAUAGCACUGCACUGCCCAUGAAAUAUAAAGCUCUAUCAUUUACAUGAUCAGUGUAAGUAUUUAAGAUCAUUCCUUCAUGUGAGUAAAUGCACACUUACAUUUUUUUAACAUGGUUGGAAAGAACAUAUAUAAUCAACCAAUUGGAGUCUAAAUAAAAUGUUGCAUAGUCAUCCACAUUGCAUUUCUGGAUAUUUUCAUUCUGUUCAAAGCACCCUUUUAUAUUGCAUUAUGUAUGCAAUUGGAAUUUGCUCCGCUGAUAAGACUGUUAUUCAGACACAAGGGGGCAGUGUUGUCUUAUCAGAAUAGGCUAUAAUUUCCAUAUCAUAGACUCUAUACAGGAUCCUUAACCCUAACCUCAACCGUAACCCUUACCUUAAAGGUCAUGAACAGUAAAAAUCAUGUUUUUCAUUAAAUUGGAGGAUAUUUGGAUGAAACCAGAUAAAAGAAUGCGGACCAAAAUAUUAAAAAAUGAAUGUUGCUUCUACAAAGUUUGAUCAUAAAGUUACUGGUCCCCUUCGCCAUGUCAAACACUUGGAUUCAGGAGGCAGUUUUAUUAAGGGAAUAGGGUGACCUCCCCCUAACUCACAUUUUAAUACACUAAUGGUAACAUGAUAUUUACCUAAUUUAAAUAAGUACUGCAUUGUAACCAACAUAGGAGAAGGUGUGCUUGCAGAGAGAUAUGGUUUACAUAGCUAGAAAGCUAUUCUACUGGUGCCAAAAUUUGACUGGAGGGUGUUAGCAAAUAUAAUUAAAAGUUUACCUUAUU